UAACUUUCUAUUUGCAAUUAAAAUUUUUCAUAAAAUCAAUAUGUGGUUUAACUGAAUUUCGUUUUCACUUAUUUAGAAUUAAAUUGUUUAUAAUAAGUCAACUCAACAUUAAAAAUAAGUGCCACGAACUGUCCAAGUGAAGAAAAUCAAAGACAGCAAGAAACUAAACACGACGAAAGUGACAAUAUGAAGAAGAGGCACGAGUUUGAAUUUUUAAAAGCAAAAAAUCGCAUUUGGCAAAAUUUGAAAAGAAAUUUUGAAAAAUUUGCUGGUUUUCAAUUGGAUGAACUUGAAUCAUUUGAAAAAUUCGUCAAAUUUCUUUACCGGCCAACAGAUCCCUCCAGUUUAGGAGUUACACGAGCACUUUUUGGACUCUGCAUGGUAAUAGAUAUCGUUUACGAAAGGGGACUAUCAGAUAUAGAUAAAAAAUGGGGCGAUCCUAAAAUUUGUCGAUUUCCUCUAAUUCAUGGAAUGGAAGCACCAACGCUUCCGUGGAUGACGAUUAUUUACACGAUCAUGUGGUUUGGUGCAUUUGGAAUUAUGCUUGGAUAUUAUUUCAAAAUUGCCUGCUUUUGCUUUGUAUUGCCCUAUUGGUAUAUAUUUUUAUUGGACAAAACUUUUUGGAACAAUCACAGUUAUUUGUAUGGUGUCGUCGCUAUUCUCUACUGGGGAACAGGUGCAGAUAAAUAUUUUUCCUUAGAUUCGUUAACGAAGAAGAAAGAAGAAAAAGUACCAUUUUGGAAUUAUUUCAUUUUACGAUUUCAAUUCUUCCUUUUAUAUUUUCUCGCUGGUUUGAAGAAAACUGAUAUCGAUUGGUUAAGAGGUUAUUCAGUGGUCACUUUAUCAGGACACUGGAUAUUUUACCCAUUUACAGUGUUAUUAACGGCAGAGCAAACAAAUCACUUUAUUGUUCAUCUGUUUGGAUUCAUUUUUGACUUAACCAUUGGAUUUUGGAUGAUGUUUGAUAAAACUCGCCUGCCAGCAAUGCUUGUUUGUACUGCUUUCCACUUAAUGAACACAAGACUGUUUUCUAUAGGAAUGUUUCCAUACACAUGCCUUGCAACAAUGCCUCUUUUCUGUCAUGUCGAUUGGCCAAGAAAAUUUCAAAAGUUGACUACUACAAUGUACCUACCAAAAUGGAGAGUUAACGUUAAGUUGCUUUUUCAAAAAAUAUUUAAAGCUUGUGAAAAAAAUAGACAAGAUAAGAAAAAUGAUGAUAUUCACGAUAAUGAUAAUAUAAUUCAGCAGCAAGAUGACAACAUGAAAGGUAGUGAAAUUAAAGAUUCGGAAUUAAACAGAGAAUCAAGAGAAGAAGAGAAGCGACAAAAUGAAGAAGAAGAAGAAGAAGAAAAGGAAGAAGCAGAGGAGGAAGAGAAACAAAGAGAAGAAAUUGAUGAUCUACCUCCAAAAUUUCUGGCUGAGGGAAUGAAUUCAAACCGUUUGAAACAGUCAGAAAAGAUUUCAAGAAAACAAAAAUUUGUUAUUGUUCUACUAAUUUUUCACGUGGGUUUACAGUGCUUUUUGCCGUACUCUCAUUUCAUAACACAGGGUUAUAACAAUUGGGUUCCUGGUUUAUACGGAUAUUCAUGGAACAUGAUGGUCAAUUAUUGGGACGCAAUUGCUGUGGUAAUCCAAGUACGAGACAAUGUAAAUAAUGAAGAUUACUUUAUUAAUCCCGAUGCCUAUGUUAGAAACAAUAGAUGGUGGAGACACGGGGACAUGGUAAAACAAUAUGCACAUUGUUUAAAGGACAAUCUAAUGAAGGAAACCCAAGUGAUAUUAUCUUCGAACAUAAGCAUUUAUGUCGAUGUAUGGUGUUCUCUAAAUGGGAGAUUUCAGCAGAGAAUGUUUAAACCGAAUGUUGACAUAUUAACUGCAGAGUGGCAUCCAUUAAAACCUGUUUCCUUUUUAGUUCCUCUGCUGAUAAACUUCAAUUUCCAUCGAUACAACUUGGAAGAAAUCGAAAAACAAGUCUACACAUGGUCGAAUUUCUCCGACGUUUACUUCGUGGCUGAUUAUCCUGGUAUGAAAAAAUUAAAUUUCGUCGAUGAAGAAUUAGCAAAUGUCACAUUGACUGUAAUAGAGGGAGAAGUGUCAUACACUGAAGAAGGAGAAAAAAUGAAAGUGAUCAUUUCAAAAGGAGAUCAUGUUCAUGUUUCAAGUCAAGUAUUUCAUCAAGUGGAAGUAAUUAGUUCAGUUCCAGCAUGUUACAUGUACACUUUUCUAAAUAGAAGUGAAUUUUAUCGAAAUAAUGAAAUAAAUAAAUUAUCAGAGAAUCAUUCUAGUCCACCAACAUUAAAAACACUGAUGUAUGAAAUAAAAGAAAAUUUUAAUGCCUGGAUACGAGCUAUCAAACACAUAAACACUGCAUUUAUCAAUAUUUUCUCUAAAUCAUUUUACAAUUGCGACGUAGAAAAUCGUAUAAAUUUUCAUCAAGCACUUCCUUAAUUGUAUAAAUACAAAGUGCAUAAAAUACCGAAGCAUAUACUUCGAA
Messenger RNA from Leptopilina heterotoma, 2494 nucleotides. RefSeq names its product vitamin K-dependent gamma-carboxylase (gene GC). The transcript has 10 exons. Bases 187 to 2448 code for a protein of 753 amino acids. The record is from RefSeq and is a predicted model, not a curated record. Gene Ontology annotation, molecular function: vitamin binding; gamma-glutamyl carboxylase activity. Gene Ontology annotation, biological process: peptidyl-glutamic acid carboxylation. Lineage: Eukaryota; Metazoa; Arthropoda; Insecta; Hymenoptera; Figitidae.